UUAAAAUUGAUCAUUUAGAAAACGGUAGUUGACAAUAAUACAGGACACACAGAAAGACAUUCAUUAAGUGUUGGUCAUAAUUUGAUGAUGUCACGUCGUAAACAGCCUCGACCCAAACAUUACGCAACAACAUCCGAAGACGAAGAAGACGAACAGAUUGAGCUUAAUAAAAUUAACGGAAAUAUCAAUAUCGACAUUGAUAACGAUAAAAUCGGCAACAAUAAAGAUAUUAAUAACAUCAUUAUUGAUUCAGACAAUCCAAAACAACAAUCAGAACAACAUCCACAUGAUGCUGAUAUAAUCGGUCAUUCAAAAACAAGCAAUGACAAUAAUAAUAUCGUAGCCAUCAAAGAUAAGCAAAGUCAAAUUUUGGAAAUCAACGAUCAACAUCAUUCUCAGCCACAACUACAACAACAAUUGCAUUCAGUCGAUACAUUGCUUGAAGGCAAUCAAUUGAACAAACAUAAUAAUAAUAAUAAUCAUCAUCAUCAAAACCGUAAACAUAACCAAGACAAAGGUCAUCAUCAUCAUAAUAUCGAUAAAAAUAUUGAUGAUUUCAUUGAAGAAACAACUAAUAAUGAAAAUUUUGAUAGUGUUAAUUUAAAACGAUUCAAAAAAGACAAAUCAGCAGCUAAUUUGCCACUGGUUGUAUUAGAUACUCAUGACUCUACAAAUGAUAAUCAUAAUGAUAACGGCAAUGGUGAAGAUCUUAAUCUGAUCAAAGAUUCAAAAAUAACGUCAACAAACGAUUGUAAAUUAAUGAAUAUUCAUUCAUCUAAACAGCAACGAAUCGAUGGCGAUAGUGUUGAAAACAAAUUAAUAUCACCUGAUUAUCAUCAUCUUAAACGAUCAUCGAUUGAUUUUAUUACACGAGAAUCGAUAACAGCUUUUGAACAAAAUGUUCGACAAGAAUCGAUUGAUAAUGGUCAAAAUGGUAAUAGUUGUUGGCGAAAAAAUUCAUUAGAAACAAACGGCCAUCAUCAUCAUAAUCAUCAAUCGAACCAUACACCAACAAAGACAUCUACGAAUCCAUCAACGACUAUCAAUCACUAUUCACCAGCAUCAAUGUUUGAUGUCAAAUUUAAAUCCUAUCAUAAUAGCAAAAACAAUAACAACAACAAUCAAGACAAUCUUUUUGUAUCAACAUCAUUGAACAAUAAUAUUGGAAAAAAUAAUUUUAGUCACUUCAUUAAUUGUUCACCAAAUAAUAAUAAUAAUAAUAGCUUCAAUAGUUCAACGAUAUUGAACGUUCCUUUAAUGUCGAAAACAAUGAAAUCACAUAUAACACCAAACGGAAAGAAUUUAUGCGAUAAAUGUGGUGGUUCAUAUGCUACAUUGGCAGCAUUAAUUAGUCAUAAAAAAUCGUGCAAAAGUAAGAAAAAAUUAUCCACCACAUCGACAACGAAUACGACAUCGAGAACAAUUUCAGAUCAUCAUGGAUCAUCAUCCUCAUCAUCAGUAUCUCGUAAUCAUAUCAGCAACAACAACAAUAAUACCGGUGAUGAUAAAUUACUAUCGAACAACAGUGGUGUACAUGAUUCGGAUCCUACAUCAUUCUUUCAACAUCAUCAUUCACAUUCGCAUCCACAUUUACUUUCUCAUCAUACAUAUCCCUUACUUCAACAUCAACAUCAAUCAUUGUCGGAUGAACAUCAACAGAAUCUUAAUAAACUAAUGGCAUUUGAAAGUUUGGCUGCCGCCGCUGCUGCUGUCGCCAUGGAAAACUCAUCCACUGUUAAUCAACAACAAGCCACAAGUCCAUUGAGCGCAUUAUCAGGACAUUGGCCGACGACUAAUGAAAUGAUGAUGAAUUCACCGAUUUCACAAGCAACAACAACGACAGCGCCAUCGUUCUCUGCUGCAACUUCAGAUAUGAAUGCUUUUAUAGAAUCAUUAACACCGUUAUUUACCGGCGGAUCAAUUCCAUCAUCAUCAUCACAACAUCAACCGUCCGAACGUAAUGAAUCAUUAUCGGCUAGAGAACAACAACAACAAGCAGCAUUAUUUACACAGCAAAUGAUGUUGUUUCAUAAAACAAAAAUAUUAUCGUUUGAUCAUGAACAUGAUGAAGAAAAAAGUGAUCUCGAGGAUAGCACACAUCGACAAUGUCAGCCAUCAUCAUCAUUAUCACCAAAAAGUGACCGCGAAAAUGAAUCAAUUACAAAUUCAGCUUCAACUCGUAAGCUACUUUCAUCGAUACUGGAUUUAAAAGAUACGAAUCCGGAUGCACCAUUACCACCAAUGAUGAGCCCACCUAAAGUCGAUUCUUCCGAACCAGUAUCAUUUAGCGAACCAAAUACACUAGAAUUGUUGCAAAAACAUACCGAACAAGCAUUACAGAAUACAAUGUCUGGAGGUUCAUUUCUUCUGAAUGGGCUUUCAUCAACUGAUAAUAAUGAACUACUUAAUUUUCGUAAAGGAAAAGAUGGUAAAGAAGAUCCGGCCAAUAGACAUCGUUGCAAAUUUUGUGGAAAAGUUUUCGGUAGUGAUUCAGCAUUACAGAUACACAUUCGAUCACAUACUGGUGAACGUCCAUUCAAGUGUAAUGUUUGUGGAAAUCGUUUUACUACGAAAGGAAAUUUAAAAGUACAUUUUCAACGUCAUAAGGCUAAAUAUCCACAUGUAAAAAUGAAUCCACAUCCGCUCUACAUUGAUUCCAUAUGCAAAUGA
Molecule: messenger RNA, 2670 nt
Organism: Dermatophagoides pteronyssinus (European house dust mite)
Lineage: Eukaryota; Metazoa; Arthropoda; Arachnida; Sarcoptiformes; Pyroglyphidae
Biological process (GO): regulation of transcription by RNA polymerase II
Cellular component (GO): nucleus
Molecular function (GO): DNA-binding transcription factor activity, RNA polymerase II-specific; RNA polymerase II cis-regulatory region sequence-specific DNA binding
Source: RefSeq, a predicted model, not a curated record